Molecule: messenger RNA, 1479 nt
Organism: Trypanosoma cruzi
Lineage: Eukaryota; Euglenozoa; Kinetoplastea; Trypanosomatida; Trypanosomatidae
Exons: 1
Coding region: 1-1479 (492 amino acids)
Molecular function (GO): protein binding
Source: RefSeq, a predicted model, not a curated record
AUGUUGAGUCCGACAACAGCAACGUCGGGCUAUUUGGUGCCGCACUCGGCGUUUAACAGCACGUUUGAAAAUGUCAUGUUCCCCGUGCGCACUCUAUACUGCCCACCGGUGCCACCGUCCAUGUUAAUGGGACGUUACAAACCACCGCCGCGGCCCGGGAGAAAAUACCGCAACGAUCUGUCGCUCGCAGGUCCACGGGAUCAUUGGGCGCAGACUCAAGUGGCACGCAUUUGGCGCGGCGUCCUCACCCGCCGACGUCUGCGCAACGAGCGUAAUCACUUUGAGGUGCGCACUUGGCGUGCCAUUAUGAUUCAAUGCUGGUGGCGGCGUCUUCGCGCCAUCUGGCGGCGUCGGUUCUUGCGGGGACUGGUGGAUGAGUGGAUUGUGAGUCGUCGUGAGUCACUGUUGGCGGAGCGACUGAGGGGCUACGGGGUUAUGCUCUCAUGGCAACGCAGGCGAUUUGAGAACGCGGUAAUAAAAUUGCAGCGCGUAUUCCGCUGGUAUCUCAGUCAACGAACGAAUUUUUUUGCGGACGCCACGCAGCCCCCACGUGAGAAGUUGCCGUUUCCACUUCGAAUUCAAAAGAAGGUUUACUUUCCCUGGCGAAGGAGAGAGGAGGCGAAGGACGGGCCAAUAAAAGCAGCAGGCGGCAAUCUCGGGCCACAAAAAAAAGAACGCUCCACUUCCAUUCAGUUCCGAAAGUCUCGAAGGGAGCCGCAGCCAACAAGUGUGGAGGAGGCAAAGGUGAUCAAUGACGCCAUGCGGGAGCGCGAGGCGCGGAAUGCACUAAUUCUUUCCCAGCCCGAGGUCCAAGACCGCAUGCAGUGGAAACGUGAUGGCCUCCUCUUGAAUGACUUUGAUCACAACGCGGGGAUGAUUCAGCGGUUCGUGAGGGGUAAGUGGAAUGUGUGGGAAAAAGUGACGCGAAAGGUGACAUCAGACUAUUUCAACGAUAAGGUGUGCAUCAUUCAACGCUCAUUCCGUGUCUUUAAAACUCUUCGACACAUCACUCGGGUGCAAAUAUCUGUGGAAAAUCGUGCGGUGCGGAGGAAUCAGGCCUACGCGAAGGAAAAGUUGGCGCGUAUGGAAGAAGAAAUUGCAUGGCAGUACAAUCUGCUCAACAACGCGGCACGGACUAUACAAAUGUUGUGGGCGUACUACAAGCACAAAAGCCGGCAGACCGACCCGUUCAGGGAGGCUGGGGACACCGCCGCCGCCGCACAACCACCGCCGCCACCGCCGCCGCCGUACAACUUAAUAUUGGAACACAUUGCACGCGAGCGGGCUUUGCGCAUUGCGGCGAGGUCAAAGAUGGAAACUGCGAUGGAGGAGGCAAGGAAAAGAGCCCGGCGAAUCUACAAGCGGUACGUUCCGGAGUCCAUUGAAGUUGUUAGCGGGGAGGGAAUGCUUUUUUCUACCGCCCGUGACAAAACGGAGCAAAAUGAGGGAAGAAUAAUUUUUGGCCCCGGCCUGAUGUAA